Messenger RNA from Scomber scombrus (Atlantic mackerel), 4626 nucleotides. It is a transcript of the gene atxn2, whose product is annotated as ataxin 2. Gene Ontology annotation, biological process: cytoplasmic stress granule assembly. The coding region runs from base 365 to 3784 and encodes 1139 amino acids. Gene Ontology annotation, molecular function: RNA binding. NCBI's taxonomy places the organism in Eukaryota, Metazoa, Chordata, Actinopteri, Scombriformes, Scombridae. The transcript is spliced from 26 exons. The record is from RefSeq and is a predicted model, not a curated record. Gene Ontology annotation, cellular component: cytoplasmic stress granule.
GCUGUUAGCAACGGAAAGAGCCCGUGAUAGCUGUAAACCCUAUUUUCAGAUAAUCGAAAUUUCGUGUAAGGAUUACGUGACAAAUUGACAGGAGGCCUAACACCCAUCUUUAUCGCAGAAGAGUGAUUGGCGCCUGUUGUCUUUUUUUUUAAAUAUUAUUUUUUCUGUUUUAAUAGGAAUUGUACAGAUUGCUAAUUCAGCUAGCAACCCGUUAGCCUAGCUGGCUUCUUAGCAUAGCAUUUUGCUCAAGAGGCACGUUGAAAAUCAGCCCGCUACGCUAAGCAACAUCUCUGGACUGCUGUCACACAACCACACACCGUCCCCAAGCUGGUCGUCUUAAGACACUGUCUUUUAUGGGAUCACCAUGUCAAUGAAGGCCGGUGGAAAUCGCAGCAAGCCCGGCGGUGGCAGCACCGCUGGUGCCGCCGCCUCCGGUGCCGGAGGAAGCGGCGGGGGGAGACAGAAUCUGGGCAGGGGGAGACACAGUGGUAAAGGUCCUGCAGCAGUCAUAUUCAAUGGUGUAUAUGCAAAUAUGAGGAUGGUCCAUGUCUUGACUUCAGUGGUGGGGACCAAGUGUGAGCUCAAGGUGAAAAAUGGAGCAGUCUAUGAAGGAGUGUUCAAGACCUAUGGUCCAGAGUGUGACCUGGUGUUGGAUGCAGCUCACAGAAAGAGCCCAGAGCCGAGCAUAGGCCCCAGGAAAGAGGAUAUUGUGGAGAGCAUUAUUUUCAAGGCCUCCGAUGUAGUUGUGGUGACCUUCAAAGAUGUGGACCUGAAUUUUGCCAGGAAAGUCUCCUCUGACACAGACAACUUCACAGAUGCAGCAGUGAGUGGUAAGAUCAAUGGAGAGCACAAAGAGAAAGAUCUGGAGCCCUGGGAUGGAGGAGAGACUCACAACUCUGACAGCCUUGAGUCUCUGGAUACAGAUGUGUCAAAUGGGUGGGACCCCAAUGACAUGUUCAAGUACAAUGAGGAGAAGUAUGGAGUCUUGUCUACAUAUGACAGCAGCCUGUCCACAUAUACGGUCCCACUGGAGCGGGACAACUCAGAAGAGUUCCUCAAGAGGGAAGCGCGUGCCGCCCAGUUGGCAGAGGAGAUUGAGGCCAGCGCCACGUACAAGGCCCGCGUGGCCCUGGAGAAUGAUGAACGCUCCGAAGAGGAGAAAUAUACUGCUGUGGUGCGAGGGGAAAGGGAGACUCACACACUAAGCAGGGAGAACAAGUACAUUCCCCCAGGUCAGAGGAACAGGGAGGCGAUGUCAUGGGGGCCCGGACGUCAAAAUUCACCCCGUCUGGCUCAGAACUCAGCCGGACCCUCAACUCCUCGACCAGGACCUCACGACUACAGUCCCAGCUCUGGGGCCGACCAGAGGGUGGUCAAUGGAGGUUCAUCCCAUUGGCCCUCACCCUGUCCGUCUCCUUCCUCCCGCCCCCCCUCUCGUUACCAGUCUGGCCCCUCCUCCCUGCCUCCUCGGGCGACCACGCCCACCAGGCCACCCUCCAGACCCCCCUCUCGACCUUCCAGACCUCCUUCUCAUUCAUCCCACCCCUCCUAUCCCUCCUCCUCAUCUUCCUUUUCCCACCAUGGGCCCACGUCGCCAGCCUCCACUCUGCCCAAACGCAUGUCUUCAGAAGGUCCACCAAGGAUGUCUCCAAAAUCCCAGCGGACGCCUCGUGCUCACAGAGUGCCACCCUGCCGGACCACUGGAGUCCCUCCAGGAGUGGACCUAAUUUCCCACAAUGCCCCUGGAGAGGUCCCAGUGACUCCACCAACCAGAAGCAGCUCCUCUGGAGGGACCUGGUCCUCUGUGGUCAGCGGAGCUCACAGACCUCGCUCCCCUCGACAGAAUAGCAUGGGUGGUGCCUCCCCUGCCUCCUCCUCCCUCCCGUCACCCCAGACAGGAACGGCUCCUGUGGAAACUGCUGCCACCCCGACAUCAGCUCCCUCUCCUACUGCUGCUAGCCCCGCCCCUAACAUGGUCACCUCUCCAUCAGGGGACGCAAAAGAGUGUCGCGUCCAGGAGACAAGACAAACAUCCCCCACGGCUAACAAGGAGAACAUCAAGCCCUUGGAUAGCUCACCUAGUAUCCCCAGACCACCCUGUAAAGGACAGCCUUCUAUGGCACAAGACCACAGAAAACAAAUAGAUAAGUUAAAGCAAUUUAGCGUAGAUUUUAGGUUGCAGUCUAGUUCAAACUCAGAACCUGCCUUCGACCAGAUGAUGACCAAGCCUCCCAGAGAUCGAGCAGACAAGCCUAAAGACCUUCCUAUUGACAAAGCCUCCACAGUGGGGCGGGAGGGCAAUGAAGAAGGUGUUGUAGUGAGCGCGGCUGGCACCCCUGGAGGUACCCCUGCUCCAUCCACCGCCACCACAAACACCAGUAAGCCUGGCAGCCCUUCUGCACUGUCCCCAUCUCCAUCAGCCCCAGACCAGAAGAGGGCGGGGCUGGAUGUAACAUCACAGGGAGUUCAGACAACAGCCACAUCCACUUUCAGUGGGCCCAAGCAUGAAGAGAAGGAGGAGAAGAAGGAGGCAGUACAAGAUCAAGUGAGAAAAUCAACCUUGAACCCAAACGCCAACGAGUUCAAGCCCAGGUUCAAUACGCAGCCCAAACCAGCAAACACCCCUACCCCCCCUAGACCCCAGGGCCAGCCCAGCCCCUCUAUCGUGGUCCAGCAGCCCCCAACUGUCUAUGGACAGACAGUCUGCUUCCCCCAGAUGUAUCCUCUCACACCAGUCAGCCCUGGAGUGCAGAAAAGCAUAAUAUGGAAGUCUCCAGCUAUGUACCAGGUUCAGAUGCCUCAUAUGACAGUCAGCCAGUCUAAACCAUACAGACCAGGUAAAGUACCCAACAUGCCCCAGCAGAGGUCAGACCAACACCACCCGCCGGGCACGCCCACCAUGAUGCACCCAGCAACGGCAGCAGGACCACCUAUUGUAGCACAGAGCCCCGCUUACUCUGCCCAGUACUUCACCUGCAGCCCGCAGCAGUUCACCAGUCAGCCACUGGUCCAGCAGAUGCCACACUACCAGUCACAGGCAAGAUUCACCUCUGCGCAGCAUGUGUUCAGUCCAGUUAUGCAGAGCAGUGCCAGAAUGAUGGCACCACACACGCAUGGGCAGCCCGGCCUCGUCUCUUCCUCAACUACACAAUACCCAGAGCAGACACACACCAUGUAUGUGUCUCAACAGCCAAUGCCCCAGCAGUACCCCCACCCCAGCGCUACCUUGCACCCUCACCCGCAGCAUCCCCAGCCCUCUGCUACACCUACGGGCCAAGGCCAGCAAGGUGGCCCUCCGCAGCAUGGAGGUCCCCCUAACCACCCAGCCGCCAGCCCAGUUCAGCACUCGCAGCACCAGCAGGCGGCAGCAGCGGCGGCAGCAGCUCAGGCCCUCCACCUGGCCAACCCGCAGCAGCAGCAAAUGUAUUCAGCUUUGGCCCCCACACCCCCAUCAAUGACCCCGGGGCCAAAUCCCCAGUCUCCCCAGGCAUCGUUCCCUUCUGCCCAGCAGACCGUCUAUAUCCACCCACAGCAGGUGCAACACGGCUACAACCCCAACCACAUGGCACAUGUGCAGCAGCAUAUGCAGUCUGGUAUAGUGCAGUCUCACCACCCGGCACCCACCCACCCUCCGAUGAUGCUGAUGGCUACCCAAGGUCCUCCGGGGGGUCCGCAGCCACCCAUGCAACAGACUGCCCUCAACCACAUCCCUGUUUCCUCCACCACACAUUUCUCCUACCUGGCACAUCCACAAGUGCAACCUCAUCACCAGCAGCAGCUGUAGAUAGAGGGCGCCAGCGAGCUGAGGGACCCCGCUCUGUGUCGCGCUUCUCAACCAGAGCCUUCAUAACCAGGCGAUGAAGAAAAUGAGAGCCCUCCCUCUCCUCUCUUUCCUCAUCCUCACCAGACAUGCUUCACAUCAGCUUUUCUCUUCCUCCCCCACCCCCCUCCUUCUCCCUCCUCCUCCUCCCUCCUUCCUCCCAGACUAGGCAAUAAGAGAAUGUUAACAGGUUGAUGCAGUGACAUGUUUUAACGAGCUAGAGAGUUUUAAUGGUCAAGACUGCUCCAAAUUUUGCCCCUGUUCACACACAGAUUCGCACACACACAUAGAUACACUCACACACAAACGAAACACCCACAUUCACUUUCAGGGCGUCCCAAAUUGCAACUUGAGUCAGCUUGCCAAGUGAGACGUGAAAGAGAGCGUGAGAGAAACUAAUCAGUGAGAGUGAAGAAGAAAAUUCAACUGGAACUUGUAUUUUUGUCUGCACCUUGUUAAUGGAGAAAAAAAAAAUCUUCCAACUGUUAGACAGUAUUAAUCUUACUGUUUAUUGCUGCUGCUAUGUGCUGCGUUUGUUUCCAGACUACACGACAGGUUUCUAACAGAACUAAAAACAAAAAAAAAACAUGACAAGAAGCUUCAUGUGAAAUAAACACAUUUUCGGCAGCCGAGAGGACAGGAGAAACGUUAUUUAUGAAAUUAUAAUGGCUGAGGUGAUCAGAUCCCACUUCUCACCCGACCCUUAUGUAACUUUUAAGUUAAAACUUUUACUUUGUAGAUAAUAUAAAUAAUUUAAAAAACGAGAAAAAAAAUUUAAAAACAAUAAAAAAGUUUUAAAAACUGAA